Messenger RNA from Gastrolobium bilobum, 559 nucleotides. RefSeq names its product Bowman-Birk type proteinase inhibitor-like. Bases 64 to 420 code for a protein of 118 amino acids. The transcript has a single exon. Lineage: Eukaryota; Viridiplantae; Streptophyta; Magnoliopsida; Fabales; Fabaceae. The record is from RefSeq and is a predicted model, not a curated record. Gene Ontology annotation, cellular component: extracellular region. Gene Ontology annotation, molecular function: serine-type endopeptidase inhibitor activity.
ACCUCUUCGCAUAAAAGUCGAAAAACAAAAGAGAUAUUACACAAGAGAGAGAGACUGAGAGUGAUGGAGUUGAACAAUAAGGUAUUGGUGAAGGUAGCUUUGUUUGUUUUCUUGUUGGGUGUCACUGCAACUGUUGAUGCUCACUUUGAUCCAGCCUCCUUCAUCAAUGAAGUGCUCCCCAACAAUGGUGAUGGCAGUUACUAUGUAAAAUCAACAACCAAAGCAUGCUGUGAUAACUGCUCUUGCACAAAAUCAAUCCCUCCUAUAUGCCGCUGUACAGAUAUUGGUGAAACCUGUCACUCAGCUUGUAAAUUUUGCAUUUGUACAAGGUCUUUUCCUCCACAGUGUCGUUGCACUGAUACAACUAACUUCUGCUAUGACCCAUGUAACUCAUCUGAAGCUGAAGCUGAAGCUCACUAAGAAUGAACUAUGAUGUGAGACAAAGUCACUUAGGCUUUGUUUUCUUGUAUGCUAAUAUGCUAAAUAAAAUUGGAAUGAAAGUAGCUGCUUGGCCAUGCAGUUUGUUUUCUGCAAAUUGCUGGUCAAAGUGUUUGUUUUA